CGUGCGUCGAUAUUGUAUUUUAUGGUUAGCGAUGUCUCAUCACCAUACAGUCAGUCAUUGGUCAUCAUCAAAACACUUAAAGUAAAGGGUCGAAACGGUGCAAAUAUUAACGAAAACCACUGACAGCAACAGCCUGUACAUUAUUUUUUAAAAACCAACAUUCCUGGAAACGAUACAUAGUUAAACGCAAAGGAUCCCUGAGGACUCUUGUCUUCUUGAUUAGCGCUAACUUCAUCAUACUGCAACGUUGUUGUUUCCCCGUUGGACUGCAGCUGCUAGCUAACGUUAGCCUAGCUGGCUAAUUAUCUGUAUCCCCUCUGCCUGGUCGGGACGGGAUCGAAAUGUCCUGCUGCCUGCUCGAGUUCUGCCGGGUCCAAGAACUCAAAGCAGUCCGGGUGUUCUUGUUCCAGAACCAGCAAAACAACCCUUCCUCAGAGGACAAGAAAGCAGGUAACUAGCUAACGCUCAGCUCUGGGCGAGAUAAGUGGCUGUUUAUGACCAACUUGUUUGAUUGCUUUCGCAAAAAGAGACGAGGAUUGCAAACAGCAAUGUUCGAGUAGCUAUGAUAAUUUGCCUAAUACUUGUAUAGUCGUAUAACAUGUGUGUGUGUCGGAAAUAGAGACCGAAUAAUGGUUCACAAAUUGCACAACAACUAGAUAGUGUUGUUGACAGUCCAGUGGAAAUUAGACUGUAAUUUGUUCUAUGGGCGACGUCACUUGUCAUCUCACGCUUGCAGAAUCUGACAGCUCUCGAAGUCGCACUUUUUGUUCCAGUGCUCUAAAUGCUAGAAACACCAGGGGGUGUAAAGAAUGCACUUAUACCUACAUGUCUCUUUAAAUAUUUGACCUGUCACAUCAUGAAUGAUACAAUUAGAGAUUAUAGCAGUUGAUAUGCUAAAGGUGUAGUGAAGGUAAGAGCUGGAGAGCUACAGUACCAGCGGGAGGCAGACGAGGAUGGAAAGGGAGGGAGGGAGGGGGAUUUGCCCUUUGUCAUAUGAGUCUUCCUACAGGAGGGCAUCUGAACAGAUUACUGCAUGAUGCUGGACAAAGGAAGACACACACAUAAGAAUACGUACUUACAUAAACCUACUCAAAGCCCUGAGCCAUUGUACAUGCAUGUUACAGUCAGACUAUGGCAACAGGAGUCCCACUGACAAUGCGAGUUCUGUCAAUCUCUCUCCUCCUCCCACUCACUGAUAUUUAUAGCAUCUCCAACUUCAUUCCUUUUCUCUCUUUGGGUCGGGGGAGGUCUCUUGUCCUUGAUGCUCAUCUUUCUCUCUGCCUUCUUUGUUAGUUUGGCCCUGCCAGUCCCAAAGAUGUGUGUAUCAUGCAUCACCUGAUUUGAAUAAAUGUUCAGCUUUAUAGACUAACUAUAAUAUAAUAUGCCACUUAGCAGACACUUUUAUCCAAAGCGACUUAGUCAUGUGUGCCACAUUUUACGUAUGGGUGGUCCCGGGAAUCAAACCCACUACCCUGGCGUUACAUACACCAUGCUCUACCAACUGAGUUACAAAGGACCACAUACAUUUUUAACUGACAAUUGACUCUGGAUUGCACCUCCUAAUAAUUGUGAUUGCUCUCUCUCUCUCUCACGCUCAGAGAAUGAGCUGGCCUGGGAUGACUCAGACUGGGGGUCAUGGGAUAACACUGAGGCCAAAGAAGAUGGCAGUGGCACCACCACGGUCAGUUUGUCUGUCUCUUACACUAUUUAUUUUCUUUAACAUCUAAAGAUUAGCCUAAAUCAGACAGCACCCUUCCAUAGCCCUCUGUGAUCUAUAAGGUUUGGUCCUGUUGUGUUGUGUUCCUCAGGGGGUGGAGGAGGACAGUGCUGCAGUGAGCGCCCCCUGGCUGCAGGACUGUGUGGUGUCUCUGUCUCCCUGCUCAGACCUGAUGGUCGUUGCCAAAGACCACAAGGCUGUGUUUCUUUCAGGUAUGUGUCCCAAAACACAGACACGCACGUUAAUGUACACACACACACACAAACAAACGCUCUCUACUCUACCCUUAUUAAAGCUAGAUGAGACAAAGUCAAUGUCCUCAAAUGCAUAAACAUCUCCCCAAUGACACAUACACACUGCUGUUGGUGGGGUGUGUGUUGACAUUGUCUCCCCUUUCCUGCAGCGAAGUGGCGGACAGAUGACGGAGGCCGAGAGGAGAUGACCCUGGCUGUGUCCUGGAGUGGAACUCUCAGCACAGAGGAGGGGUGAGAGAAUGGGGGGAGGAGGGGGGAGAGAACAGGGGAGGAUGGGGGAGAGAACAGAGGAGGAGGAGGAGGGGGAGAGAACAGAGGAGGAGGAGGAGGAGGAGGUGAGAAAACAGAGGGAGGGAGGAGGGGGGAAAGAACAGAGGAGGAGGGGGGAAGAACAGAGGAGGAGGGGGGGGGGGAAAGAAAGAGGAGGAGGGGGGGGGAAAAAACAGAGGAGGAGGGGGGGAGAACAGAGGAGGAGGGGGGGAGAGGAUGAGAGAGAACAGAGGAGGAGGGGGGGAGAGAACAGAGGAGGAGGGGGGGGGAGACAGAAAGGGGGGGGGGAGAGAGAGGAGGAGGGGAGGAGGUGUGAGGGGGGGGAGAGAAAAGGAGGACGGCGGGGGGAAGAACACAGAGGAGAAGGGGGAGAGAACAGAGGAGGAGGAGGGGGGAGAGAACAGAGGAGGAGGAGGGGAGAGAACAGAGGAGGAGGAGGGGAGGAACAGAGGAGGAGGAGGAGGGGAGAGAACGGAGGAGGGGGGAGGGGAGAGGAACGGAGGAGGAGGGGGAAGAGAAACGGAGGAGGAGGGGAGAGAAAACGGAGGAGGAGGGGAGAGAAAGCGGAGGAGGAGAGGGAGAGAGAAAACAGAGGAGGAGGAGGGGGGAGAAGAACAGGAGGAGGAGGGGGGAUGAGAACAGGAGGAGGAGGGGAGGAGAAGGAGGGAGGAGGGGGGGAAAGGAGGGGAGGGGAGAGGAGGAGGAGGAGAGAAGAGGGGAGGAGGGGGAGGAGGGGAGAGAAAGAGGACGCAGGGAGGAGGAGGGGAGAGAACAAGGAGGAGGGGGGAGAGAGGAGAACAAGCAGAGGAGGGAGGGGGGGAGAGAGGAGGAGGAGGGGGGGGAGAGAAAGAGGAGGAGGAGGGGGAGAGAAACGAGGAGGAGGAGGAGGGAAACAAAAAGAGGAGGGGGGGAGGGAUAGAAAAGGAGGGGGAGGGAGAAAAACGAGGGGAGGGGAGGGGGGGAGAGAACAGAGGAGGAGGGGGGGAGAGAACAGAGGAGGAGGGGGGGAGAGAACAGAGGAGGAGGGGGGUUGAGAAAACAGGGGAGAGAACAGGAGGGGGGAGAGAAACAGAGGAGGAGGGUGGGAGAGAACAGAGGGAGGAGGGGGGAGAGAACAGAGGGAGGAGGGGGGAGGGGGGGGAGAGAAACAGAGGGGGGGGAGAACAGAGGGGGGGGAGAACAGAGGGAGGGGGGAGAGAGAACAGAGGGAGGAGGGGGGAGAGUAAGGAGGGAAAGAAACAUAAGGGCGGAUGAAUGAGAGAGGAAUGGGUGAGACUGAGAGAAUGUGAGGAGAGGAAAGGACACAGAAAGAAGACAAUAUUAGAUUCCAGAUUCACUGUGUGUGUGUGUGUUUGUCUCUUUACAGGGAGAGUGUGAGCAGCGUCAUCUGUAUACCUCUGGCCAGCCAGAAGAAGUAAGCCACCUAGUGUGUCCGACAUUUUUCCAAAGUCAAUACUUUGUAGAGCCAGCUUUUGCAGCAAUUACAGCUGCAAGUCUCUUGGGGUAUGUCUCUAUAAGCUUGGCACAUCUAGCCACUGGGAUUUUUGCCUAUUCUUCAAGGCAAAACUGCUCCAGCUCCUUCAAGUUGGAUGGGUUCCGCUGGUGUACAGCAAUCUUUAAGUCACAGAUUCUCAAUUGGAUUGAGGUCUGGGCUUUGACUAGGCCAUUCCAAGACAUUUAAAUGUUUCCCCUUAAACCACUCGAGUGUUGCUUUAGCAGUAUGCUUAGGGUCAUUGUCCUGCUGGAAGGUGAACCUCCGUCCCAGUCUCAAAUCUCUGGAAGACUGAAACAGGUUUCCCUCAAGAAUUUUCCUGUAUUUAGCACCAUCCAUCAUUCCUUCAUUUCUGACCAGUUUCCCAGUCCCUGCUGAUGAAAAACAUCAGUACAGGUGCAUCAAAGCUGGGACCGAGAGAAGCUGUUUUUCAUUCUAUCUCAAGGCCAUCAGACUGUUAAAUAGCCAUCACUAGCACAUUAGAGGCUGCUGCUGCCUAUUGAAAUCACUGGCCACUUUAAGAAAUGGAACACUAGUCACUUUAAUAAUGUUUACAUAUCUUGCACUACUCAUCUCAUAUGUAUAUACUGCAUUCUAUUCUAAAAUAGUCUACUGUAUCUUAGUCCAUGCCGCUCUGUCAUUGCUUGUCCAUAUAUGUAUAUUUUCUUAAAUUCCAUUCCUUACUAGUUUUGUGUGUAUUGGGUAUAUGUUGUGAAAUUGUUAGAUAUUACUACACUGUCGGAGCUAGAAGCACAAGCAUUUUGCUACACCCGCUAUAACUGCUAAACACGUGUAUGUGACAAAUAACAUUUUAUUUGAUUAGAAAAACAUCCCCACAGCAUGAUGCUGCCACCACCAUGCUUCACUGUGGGGAUGGUGUUCUUAGGGUGAUGAGAGGUGUUGGGUUUGCGCCAGACAUAGCGUUUACCUUGAUGGCCAAAAAGCUCAAUUUUAGUCUCAUCUGACCAGAGUACCUUCUUCCAUAUGUUUGGGGAGUCUCCCACAUGCCUUUUGGCGAACACCAAACGUGUUUGCUUAUCAUUUUCUUUAAGCAAUGGCUUUUUUUCUGGCCAUUCUUCCGUAAAGCCCAGCUCAGCGGAGUGUACGGCUUAAAGUGGUCCUAUGGACAGAUACUCCAAUCUCCGCUGUGGAGCUUUGCAGCUCCUUCAGGGUUAUCUUUGGUCUCUUUGUUGCCUCUCUGAAUAAUGCCCUCCUUGCCUGGUCUGUGAGUUUUGGUGGGCGGCCGUCUCUUGGCAGGUUUGUUGUUGUGCCAUAUUCUUUCCAUUUUUAAAUAAUGGAUUUAAUGGUGCUCUGUGGGAUGUUCAAAGUUUCAGAUAUUUUUUUAUAACCCAACCCUGAUCUGUACUUCUCCACAACUUUGUCCUUGACCUGUUUGGAGAGCUCCUUGGUUUUCAUGGUGCCGCUUGCUUGGUGGUGCCCCUUGCUUAGUGGUGUUGCAGACUCUGGGGCCGUUCAGAACAGGUGUAUAUAUACUGAGAUCAUGUGACAGAUCAUGUGACACUUAUAUUACACACAGGUGGACUUUAUUUAACUAAUUAUGUGACUUCUGAAGGUAAUUGGUUGCACCAGAUGUUAUUUAGGGGCUUCAUAGCAAAGGGGGUGAAUACAUGUGCACGCACCACUUUUCUGUUAUUUUUUUCAUUUCACUUCACCAAUUUGGACUAUUUUGUGUAUGUCCAUUACAUGAAAUCCAAAUAAAAAUCAAUUUAAAUUACAGGUUGUAAUGCAACAAAAUAGGAAAAACGCCAAGGGGGAUGAACGCUUUUGCAAGGCACUGUAUCAAUGUGUGUAUGUAAGUUUGUGUUCUAAUGAUGAGUAUUUUCUCUCUCUCUCUCUGUCUGUCUGUCUGUGUGUCUGUCUGUGUGUGUUCAGGAGUUCCACAGGUCGGCCAGACUGGACCUGUAUCGUUGUGGGCUUCUCAUCUGGCUAUGUCCGCUUCUACACAGAGGUACAGCACAGCAGCAUUGACUUGUUACCAGGAAGUCUGGCUGGUGUGGUAGUGUUAUUCUAACAGUGGCGUUGUGUGUGUUUGUCAGAGUGGGGUCCUACUCCUAGCCCAGCUGUUGAAUGAGGAUCCUGUCCUGAGGCUCAAGUGUCGCACCUACGAGAUCCCCCGCCACCCCGGUGUCACCGAGCAGGUACGGCUGUAGCACACAUCGAAACACUGACAGCUGUCUGGGCCUGGGUAUCAAGGUUCCCUUGAUGACACUUUGUAUUUAUGAAUCUCUCUGUCUUUCCCUCUCUCUCUCUCUCUCUCUCUCUCUCUCUCUAAGCAUGAAGAGCUGAGCAUACUUUACCCAGCAGCCCUGGUCACUAUUGAUGGCUUCAGCCUCUUCCAGUCUCUACGGGCCUGCAGAAACCAGGUGGCUCGAGGUACUGCUCUCUGUGUGUGUUUUGUGUCUGUUGAGGUACUGUAGUAGCAGUAGCGGUACAGUGCAGUGAAGAAGUAUUUGCCCCCUUUCUGAUUUUCUCUAUAUUUUAUAGUGAAUGUUAUCAGAUCUUCAACCAAAACCUAAUAUUAGUUAAAGGUAACCUGAGUUUACAAAUAACAAAACGAAUUGAUACUUAUUUUAUUUAUUUAAUUAACAAAGUUUUGGAACACCCAAUUCCCCUGUGUGAAGAAGUCAUUGCCCCCUUACACUCAAUAACUGAUUGUGCCACCUUUAGCUGCAAUGACUGCAACCAAAUGCUUCCUGUAGUUGUUGAUCAGUCUCUCACAUCGCUGUGGAUACAUUUUGGCCCACUCUUACAUGCAGAACUGCUUUAACUCCGCAUCAUUUGUGGGUUUUCAAGCAUGAACUGCUAGUUACAAGUCCUGCCACAACAUCUCAAUUGGGAUUAUGUCUGGACUUUGACUAGACCAUUUCAAAACUUCAGCUUCAGCUCACAGACGGAUGGCCUGACAUUCUCCUGUAGAAUUCUCUGAUACAGAGCAGAAUUUAUGGUUCCUUCUAUUAAGGCAAGUUGUCCAGGUCUUAAGGCAACAAAGCAUCCCCAAACCAUCACACUACCAACACCAUGCUUGACCAUUGAUAUAAGGUUCUUACUGUGGAAUGCAGUAAGGUUUUCGCCAGGCAGCUGGGUCAUGCAGCAAGACAAUGAUCCAAAACACACAAAUCAAGUCUACGUGAAAAUGGCUAAAAAGCAACACAUUUGAAGUUUUGGAAUGGCCUAGUCAAAGUCCAGACCUAAUCCCAAUUGAGAUGUUGUGGCAGGACUUGAAACGAGCAGUUCAUGCUUGAAAACCCACAAAUGUCGCUGAGUUAAAGCAGUUCUGCAUGGAAGAGUGGGACAAAAUUCCUCCACAGCGAUGUGAGAGACUGAUCAACAACUACAGGAAGCGUUUGGUUGGAGUCAUUGCAGCUGAAGGUGGCACAACCAGUUAUUGAGUGUAGGGGGGCAAUUACUUUUUCACAUAGGGGCAUUGGGUAUUGCAUAACUUUGUUUAUGAAAUAAAUGAAAUAAGUAUGUCAUUGUUGUGUUAUUUGUACACUCAGGUUCCCUUUAUCUAGUAUUAGGUUUUGGUUGAAGAUCUGAUAACAUUCAGUAUCAAAAAUAUGCAAAAGUAGAGAAAAUUAGAAAGUGGGCAAAUACUUUUUCACAGCACUGUAUGUUAGUGUUAGUAAUAGGAGAUAGUAUUGGUUGUAAAACUAGUUGUAGUACCACAGUAAUUGUGCUAUAAAGGUUACAUGAUGUUUAAUAGAACCAACUUCUCCAUUUGCUGGCUGGGUUGACAGAGUUUGCCAGAAAGGAUGCAGGUACUGACACCUACACAAAAGCUAGUCUUUGACACUUAGUAUAGUACAUUUAGUAUUUAUUUGCGUAUUGUGGCUUGAUGUGAUAUAUACUGUCAUUCCACACCAUUUAUUCAACUCUUUCCCUCAUCUCCUCUUCCUCUGUCAACCCUCUCUUCCUUAAUCUCUUUCUCAUUAUCCCUAACUUUCUGUGAUUUACCCCUCCCCCCACUCUUCAGCCGCGGCAGCAGGCAGUGAAGUGGUCCAGCCUCCUCCUCUGGCCUAUAAGAAGUGGGGUCUACAGGAUAUGGACGCCAUCGUAGACCACAGCAGCGUGGGUGAGCGAGUCAAGGAGGGAGGGUCAUAUGAUUGAUGGAUGGAUGGAUGGAUGGAUGGAUGGGCACAGGGAGUGGGGGCGCUGGAGGAAGGAGGACAGGGAGUGGGCAGGAGUAGGGCUGUUUGGUGACCGUAUUACCGCCACACCGGCAGUCACGAGUCUUGACGGCAGUCAAAUUCCUGGUGACCGUUUGCUAAGUGACUAAAAUGUAAAAAAUGUAAAAAUGUCACGGUAAUUAGGCUUCUCCAAGCUCUGAUGCUGCUGAUGGUCAUUAGUAGCCUAACAAACUUGAUAACUGCCUGGUACUCAGCACUGUAUUGUCCCUCUAAUCACUCUGAUAUCAAUGCAAAUGUCAUCGAAAAUCAAACACUUCAUGAGAGCCCAUGAGCUGAUGUUGCGCAACAUUUCUAUAGGCUAUCCAAUUGCGUGAGAAAACAGAGUGAUGGGCUCUAUUAAAAAGAGGAUCCCAUCAGCUUUCUAUAGGCUAGGCCUACUAUAUUUAUUUCUCAACUUUCCUCAUAUCAAGCACAUUGCUUCUCUUUAAAACAGGAGUAUAGCCUACCUGGCUGCCAUGAAAAUGAACCACGGAAAAGCUUCCUCCAUUCGCUAUUUAAGUGCAUAGAUUACAUGUAUUGUUUUCCGCUGCCCCUGUUUCGAGACAGGUGCAUGAUAAUGGGCCAUUCUAAAUCAAAACAAAUUUCACACAUAUUAUUUAGUAUAUGUAAAGACAAGAUUAAAUCAAUAAUAUUUUGAUGGGUGACAAUAUUAGCCUAUCACUUGUGAAUGAUGCCCAGCUUAAGGCAAACAGCGCAUGCUUUUUUCCCAGAAUUUUUCAAAUCAUAGUCAACGCCUCAUGUAGCCUAGCCCAUAGGCCUACAGUGCCUUGCAAAAGUAUUCAUCCCCCUUGGUGUUUUUCCUAUUUUGUUGCAUUACAACCUGUAAUUUAAAUGGAUUUAUAUUUGGAUUUCAUUUAAUGGACAUACACAAAAGUCCAAAUUGGUGAAGUGAAAUGAAAAAAAUAACUUGUUUCAAAAAAUUCAAAAAAAUUAAUAACGGAAAAGUGCUGUGUGCAUAUGUAUUCACCCCCUUUGCUAUGAAGCCCCUAAAUAACAUCUGGUGCAACCAAUUACCUUCAGAAGUCACAUAAUUAGUUAAAUAAAGUCCACCUGUGUGCAAUCGAAGUGUCACAUGAUCUGUCACAUGAUCUCAGUGUAUACACCUGUUCUGAAAAGCCCCAGAGUCUGCAACACCACUAAGCAAGGGGCACCACUAAGCAAGGGGCACCAUGAAGACCAAGGAGCUCUCCUUGUGGAGAAGUACAGAUCAGGGUUGGGUUAUAAAAAAAUAUCUGAAACUUUGAACAUCCCAUGGAGCACCAUUAAAUCCAUUAUUAAAAAAUGGAAAGAAUAUGGCACCACAACAAACCUGCCAAGAGAGGGCCGCCUACCAAAACUCACGGACCAGGCAAGGAGGGCAUUAUUCAGAGGCAACAAAGAGACCAAAGAUAACCCUCAAGGAGCUGCAAAGCUCCACAGCGGAGAUUGGAGUAUCUGUCCAUAGGACCACUUUAAGCCGUACACUCCACAGAGCUGGGCUUUACAGAAGAGUGGCCAGAAAAAAGCCAUUGCUUAAAGAAAAUGAUAAGCAAACACAUUUGGUGUUCGCCAAAAGGCAUGUGGGAGACUUCCCAAACAUAUGGAAGAAGGUACUCUGGUCAGAUGAGACUAAAAUUGAGCUUUUGGGCCAUGAAGGAAAACGCUAUGUCUGGCGCAAACCCAACACCUCUCAUCACCCCGAGAACACAAUCCCCACAGUGAAGCAUGGUGGUGGCAGCAUCAUGCUGUGGGGAUGUUUUUCAUCGGCAGGGACUGGGAAACUGGUCAGAAUUGAAGGAACGAUGGAUGGCACUAUAUACAGGGAAAUUCUUGAGGGAAACCCGUUUGUCUUCCAGAGAUUUGAGACUGGGACGGAGGUUCACCUUCCAGCAGGACAAUGACCCUAAGCAUACUGCUAAAGCAACACUCGAGUGGUUUAAGGGGAAACAUUUAAAUGUCUUGGAAUGGCCUAGUCAAAGCCCAGACCUCAAUCCAAUUGAGAAUCUGUGACUUAAAGAUUGCUGUACACCAGCGGAACCCAUCCAACUUGAAGGAGCUGGAGCAGUUUUGCCUUCAAGAAUAGGCAAAAAUCCCAGUGGCUAGAUGUGCCAAGCUUAUAGAGACAUACCCCAAGAGACUUGCAGCUGUAAUUGCUGCAAAAGGUGGCUCUACAAAGUAUUGACUUUGGGGGGGUGAAUAGUUAUGCACGCUCAAGUUCUGUUUUUUUGUCUUAUUUCUUGUUUUUUCACAACAAAAAAUAUUUUGCAUCUUCAAAGUGGUAGGCAUGUUGUGUAAAUCAAAUGAUACAAACCCCCCCAAAAUCCAUUUUAAUUCCAGGUUGUAAGGCAACAAAAUAGGAAAAAUGCCAAGGGGGGUGAAUACUUUCGCAAGCCACUAUAUAUGUUUUGAUAAGGUUUGUAUGACAACUAAAGUGGCCAAAUAACUUCUUAAAAUGAAGCACAUUAAUCCGCUUUACAACGGGUGUAACUGGCAUACAUACGCAGCGCAUGAGUUUCAUGUUUGGGGAAGAUAAUUUUCACAAUAAAAAUGCACCUUUAUAAUAAAACCAUACAUGCAUAAUCGCGGGUUUGUUUGUUGUGGUCACUUUUGAGAAUGGGGUUUUCCUGCUAAUUGAACAUUCGCGCUUAUAGCCUACUGCCGUGUGCGCAUUGCUGCGCUUGUAAUUUGAAGAAAUAGCCUAAUAGUUUUUCACCAUUUUAAAAGCUAAACAUUCUCAUCUGUUGCGUCAGGCUUAUUGCUUAAAACAGGUGUUUUGAUGCUGGUGGUUGUAUUAAUUCGGGAUCUAUUGCAUCCCACAACUGUCCCAGACUAUGUUUGGAAUAUUUAUUUCUCACACAGAAUAGAAUAGGUCAACUUUUGUACUAUGGGGGAUAGUAGAUUUACAUAUGCUAGUGCUUUUGCUGUUCGUUAGGCCUACUCAUCUUGUUGGUUGACAAAAAGUUAAUGUGGACAGUUCUUCCAAUAUCUUCAAUAUGACCUCGGAAUUGGAUAAGGACGCGCGCAGUUGCGUCCCCGAUGUGUCGGUCUUCAAUUGUAGCCUGUGAGAAAGACCUGAUCACUUGACUGAGAGCCAUGUGAGUGAGAGGUACUUUGGCACGCAGCCGGGAGAAGGGAAUUAUAAUUAUUAUAUUCAGCCCAAGGGCACAACAGCCACUGGCCGCAAAAGGCAUGGAUUUUUUUUAGGGGACAUUAUGGCCACACAAAGGGGAUGCAGCCGGGAAAUUCGAGGCAUUAUCAAGUGUUUGUCAAACUGUGAAUGAGAGACUGAUGAAGUGUGUGCAGCCUGCGCAAAAAAACAAAGCAGAGCUCAUGCCUUUCAUGUGACUAAUGAUGAUUUGAAAAAAGUCACAUCAUGUAGCCUUAGAAUGUAUUAAAAAUCAAAACAUAUAGCCCAACGUUUGUAUCACAACUAAAGUUACAUAAAUAACUCUAAAUUAAGCAUAUAGGAGUACCUACUUUUUUUGAUAACCGCUCAACACAGAAUAGCUGCAUGUGCCCCAAAUCGUUUGAAGAAAAUAUAAUUUCUAUUUUAUUCAGCAAUGUUCAAUUGUAUUCUUCGUAUGAAAUAAUGCCAUGGAAUUCCAAGCAAAUCUUGUCUGCUAAAUGAACUAGUGUAGCCCACAGCCAUAUGGCAUAGCCAGAUCAGGGCCUAACAUAAGGACAACUCAGAGUAUGCUAUUUUGUUCUUCUGAAAUAGACUACAUUUUCUUCAUAUCAUGUUUCUUUAGACCUGUCUAAAAUAAAUAAUGGAUUUAUUGUGAUGGUGUUGGCUAUAUUACAUGGAUUUAUUAGACUUUUUUAAAUGUAGAUGUUCCAAAGGUCUGCAUCAGUGGCUUGUAAGCCAGGAGAUGCUAAAUGUGCUUAUUUUAAUUAUCACCGGCUGACAAAAUGUCAUCACCGCCACAGCCCUAGGCAGGAGCAUGGCGAGCAGAAGGUGGAGAAAAUCAUGGAUACUGGUUGAAAGACGGUGAAAGUGUAGCUACAGUGGCUUCGGAAAGUAUUCAGACCCCUUGACUUUUUCCACAUUUUGUUACGUUACAGCCUUAUUCUAAAAUUGAUUAAAUAAAGAAAGUUCCUCAGCAAUCUACACACAAUACCCCAUAAUGAUAAAGCGAAAAAAGGUUUUUAGGAAUGUUUGCAUAUUUAUAAAAAAUAAAAAAACAUACCUUAUUUACAUAAGUAUUCAGACCCUUUGAGAUCAGGUGCAUCCUGUUUCCAUUGAUCAUCCUUGAUGUUUUCGACAACUUGAUUGGAGUCCACCUGUGGUAAAUUCAAUUGAUUGGACAUGAUUUGGAAAUACACACACCUGUCUAUCUAAGGUCCCACAGUUGACAGUGCAGGUCAGAGUAAAAACCAAGUCAUGAGGUCGAAGGAAUUGUCCGUAGAGCUCCGAGAAAGGAUUGUAUCGAGACACAGAUCUUGGGAAGGGUACCAAAACAUUUCUGCAGCAUUGAAGGUCCCCAAGAACACAGUGGCCUCCAUCAUUCUUAAAUGGAAGAAGUUUGGAACCACCAAGACUCUUCCUAGAGCUGGCCGCCCGGCCAAACUGAGCUAUCGGGGGAGAAGGGCCUUGGUCAGGGAGGUGACCAAGAACCCGAUGGUCAUUCUGACAGAGCUCUAGAGUUCCUCUCUGGAUAUGGGAGAACCUUCCAGAAGGACAACCAUCUCUGCAGCACUCCACCAAUCAGGCCUUUAUGGUAGAGUGGCCAGACGGAAGACAGUAAAAGGCACAUGAUGGCCCGCUUGGAGUUUGCCAAAAGGUACCUAAAAACUCUCAGACCAUGAGAAACAAGAUUAUCUUGUCUGAUGAAACCAAGAUUGAACUCUUUGGCCUGAAUGCCAAGCGUCAUGUCUGGAGGAAACCUGGCACCAUCAUGCUAUGGGGAUGUUUUUCAGGGACUGGGAGACUUGCCAGGAUCGAGGCAAAGAUGAACGGAGAAAGUACAGAGAGAUCCUUGAUGAAAACCUGCUCCAGAGCACUCAGGACCUCAGACUGGGGCGACGGUUCACCUUCCAACAGGACAACGACCCUAAGCACGCAGCCAAGACAACGCAGGAGUGGCUUCGGGACAAGUCUCUGAAUGUCCUUGAGUGGCCCAGCCAGAGCCCGGACUUGAACCUGAUCGAACAUCUCUGGAGAGACCUGAAAAUAGCUGUGCAGGAACGCUCCCCAUCCAACCUGACAGAGCUUGAGAGGAUCUGCAGAGAAGAACGGGAGAAACUCCCCAAAUACAGGUGUGCCAAGCUUGUAGCGUCAUACCCAAGAAGAUUCGAGGCUGUAAUCGCUGCCAAAGGUGCUUCAACAAAGGACUGAGUAAAGGGUCUGAAUACUUAGGUAAAUGUGAUAUUUCAGUUUUGUAUUUUUUAUAAAUUAGCAAAAAAAUCUAAAAACCUGUUUUUGCUUUGUCAUUAUGGGGUAUUGUGUAGAUUGAUGAGGAAAAAAAUUAUUUAAUCAAUUUUAGAAUAAGGCUGUAACGUAACAAAAUGUGGAAGGAGUCAAGGGGUCUGAAUACUUUCUGAAUGCACUAUGUUCUCCAUUGUAACAAUGCUCUCUCUCCAUCCCUCCCUCCCCAGGUAUAAUGACGCUGUGUGUGUUUGACCAGAUGAAGAAUGCGUCUAUCCUGGGGGGUUUCCAUGCCUCUGUGAAGGGCAGCCCCCCUGCCAUGAGUCAGUACAUAACUGUGGGGGGAGGACCCUACACAGGCUUCUACUACGCCAUAGAGGUGUGUGUUUGUGUCUGUCUGUCCAUCUUUUUCUCACCUCAUGCAUGUCUGUUUAUCUCCCUGAGAGAAUGGUAGUUACUCUUUAAUAAGAAAGUCGGCAUUAGUUCAGACCAGUAGAAGCGACUUUUGACUUUCCUAUUCCUUCUAGACCAGGGAUGGGCAAUAAUUUUGGCUCGAGGGCCACAUCAGGAUUUCUAAAUUAAGUGGAGGGACGUUAUUUUGAAAAAGUGCAGUUAUUAGGUCCAUUAUCAUUUCUACAUACUUUCUAUGUAGUUUUAUAUGUUCAAGAGUGACCUGAAGUGUUAUUACCCCCCCCCAAAGUCAAACCUCCCUCGGACCGGAUUACCUUAUUUUGCCCACCCCUGCUGUAGACAGAGCAGAGAUUUCCACCAAAGCAGCACAAAAUGUCCAGUCAGAAUAUAUUGUUUUUCUCUCUCUCUCUCUCCAGGGUAGCUCCCAGCCUCUCCUCUCCCAUGUGGCUCUGGCUGUGGCGAGCAAACUCACAUCGGCCUUGUUCAGCGCUGCCAGGUGCGCGCGUUUGUUUUUCUUACUUCAGAAAGUAUUCAGACCACUUGACUUUUUUCACAUUUUGUUAUGUUACAGCUUUAUUCUAAAAUUUAUAAAAUUGUUUUUUCCCCUUCAUCAAUCUACACACAAUACCCCGUAAUGACAAAGCAAAAACAGGUUUUUAGAUUUGUUUGCUAAUUUAUACAAAAUAAAAAAACUGAAAUAUCACAUUUACAUAAGUAUUCAGACCCUUUACUCAGUACUUUGUUGAAGCACCUUUGGCAGCGAUUACAGCAUUGAGUCUUCUUGUGAAUGACGCUACAAGCUUGGCACACCUGUAUUUAGGGAGUUUCUCCCAUUCUUCUCUACAGAUCCUCUCAAGCUCUGUCAGGUUGGAUGGGGAGCGUUGCUGCACAGCUAUUUUCAGGUCUCUCCAGAGAUGUUAGAUCGGGUUCAAGUCCGGGCUCUGGCUGGGCCACUCAAGGACAUUCAGAGACUUGUCCCGAAGCCACUCCAGCGUUGUCUUGGCUGUGUGCUUAGGGUCAUUGUCCUGUUGGAAGGUGAACCUUCACCCCAGUCUGAGGUCCUGAGAGCUCUAGAGCAGGUUUUCAUCAAGGAUCUCUUGUGUACUUUGCUCCGUUCAUCUUUCCCUCGAUCCUGACUAGUCUCCCAGUCCCUGCCGCUGAAAAACAACCCCACAGCAUGAUGCUGACACCACCAUUCUUCCCCGUAGGGAUGGUGCCAGGUUUCCUCCAGACGUGACGCUUGGCAUUCAGGCCAAAGAGUUCAAUCUUUGUUUCAUCAGACCAGAGAAUCUUGUUUCUCAUGGUCUGAGAGUCUUUAGGUGCCUUUUGGCAAACUCCAAGCAGGCUGUCAUGUGCCUUUUACUGAGGAGUGGCUUCCCUCUGGCCACUCUACCAUAAAGGCCUGAUUUGGUGGAGUGCUGCAGAGAUGGUUGUCCUUCUGGAAGGUUCUCCCAUCUCCACAGAAAAACUCUAAAGCUCUGUCAGAUUGACCAUCGGGUUCUUGGUCACCUCCCUGACCAAGGCCCUUCUCCCCCGAUUGCUCAGUUUGGCCGGGCGGCCAGCUCUAGGAAGAGUCUUCUUGGUGGUUCCAAACUUCUUCCAUUGAAGAAUGAUGGAGGCCACUGUGUUCUUGGGGACCUUCAAUGCUGCAGAACAAUUUUGGUACCCUUCCCCAGAUCUGUGCCUCGACACAAUCCUGUCUCGGACCUCUACGGACAAUUCCUUCGACCUCAUGGCUUGGUUUUUGCUCUGACAUGCACUGUCAACUGUGGGACCUUAUAUAGACAGGUGUAUGCCUUUCCAAAUCAUGUCCAAUCAAUUGAAUUUACCACAGGUGGACUCUAAUCAAGUUGUAGAAACAUCUCAAGGAUGAUCAAUGGAAACAGGAUGCACCUGAGCUCAAUUCCGAGUCUCAUAGCAAAGGGUCUGAAUACUCAUGUAAAUAAGGUAUCUAUUUUUAUUUUAUAGAUUUGCACACAAAAAAAAACAGUUUUUGCAUUUUUAUUAUUGGGUAUUGUGUGUAGAUUGCUGAGGGGAAAAAACUAUUUAAUCUAUUUUAGAAUAAGGCUGUAAUGUAACAAAAUGUGGAAAAAGUCAAGGGGUCUGAAUACUUUCCGAAGGCAGUGUAUGUAUGAGUAUUCUCCCAAUUGUCAGUAUCUUUGCCUCCUACUCCCUUUAAUCACAGUGAGUAUUCCCUGAGGUGUGUGGGUGUGUUGACACGGCUGGGGCCUUCACUGAGCCAUGCACUACCACUGCUACAGCCACACAGGACACAAAGCAGCUAAAUCAAUACAGUGAUAUAGCCUCUCUUUCCUGACCACUAAUUCAUUAUAACUCUGUAUGUCCUCUCCCUUCCCUCUUCUCACUCUGUCUGUCUUCUGCAUUGCUUCUUUCUUUCUGUACCCUUUCUCUACCCUCUCAUCUCUCCUCUCUUUCGCUCUCGUUGUCAGUGGGUGGCUAGGCUGGAAGAAACAGAGUGAGGAGGAGCCAACUCAGAAACAGAAGCCCAAGGUGGAGCCGGCCACGCCCCUGGCAGUCAGGUGACUCUUACAUUUACAUUUUAGUCAUUUAGCAGACGCUCUUAUCCAGAGCGACUUACAGUUAGUGAGUGCAUACAUUUUUCAUACUGGCCCCCCGUGGGAAUCGAACCCACAACCCUGGCGUUGCAAGCGCCAUGCUCUACCAACUGAGCUACAGGAGACUCUUAUCAGAAGAACUAGGAAACUGUUUGUUCUGCACACGCAAUCUACGCAGUGAAAUUGCCAAGUUAUCUUAUCACUUGCAAAUGAAUCAAUUAGCCUCUCUAUAUAUAUAUAUAUAUAUAUAUAUAUAUUUUUUUUUUACAUUUGUCACUUAACUGAUUGCGUAGCCCAACUUCACCCUGUCCUCCCUCUCGUGUCCCGUCCUCAGGUUUGGUCUCCCAGACUCACGGCGUCACGGGGAGUCAAUCUGUCUGUCCCCCUGUAACACUCUGGCUGGGGUCACGGACGACUUCGGCAGGGUCACUCUGCUUGACGUGGGGAGAGGCAUAGCUAUCCGCAUGUGGAAGGGUGAGAGAGAGAAAAGCAAGGAAACAAAACAUGAAGCGGAUUUCACUUCUUUAGGAAAACAGACCUAAUGUUGGAAACAAACAUCAUUCUGUUGUCAUCCAGAGUUACAUGUAUUUAUUUUCCAAGCUAUAGCACACAAUAUUUUACAUACAGCAGGUUUUUAAAGGACCAAAGAGUUUGGUCUGUUUGUGUUUUCAUUUUUUCAUGGAAAAAAUAUGACGAUACUGGUAUCAUCACAGCCCUACUCAUCAGUAAAUGAAUGAUCUGGUUUAGUAUAAAGACAGCUAAUGUUGAGUAGGGUCUAGUUUUUGACUUGGAAAAAGGCCUUAGUUAUAUAUCUAGUUAUAAUAACCUAUUUCUGUGUGUUCCCUCCCAAAGGCUACCGGGACGCCCAGCUGGGUUGGGUACAGGUGUCUGAGGGGCGGGGCGAGCGCGAGUCCUCACCCUCUGCGCCCCUCCCACGGCGCCACGCCCAGUUCCUGGUCAUCUACGCCCCCAGGAGAGGCAUCCUGGAGGUUUGGGGCACACAGCAGGGGCCCAGAGUAGGAGCCUUCACUGUAGGGAAACACUGCAGGUACAUACACACACAAAAACACACACACUCAGUUCUGAUUGUAUGUUUCUAAAGCAUUUGAACUAUUCUAACCAGUAACCAUUUCCUUCUCUCCUAUGUGUGUAUGUGUCAGGUUGCUGUAUGCAGGCUACCGGCUGAUGGGGGUGAACAGUGUGACCAGUCAGGGCUGGCUGCUCCACACACAGCAGGUGUGUCUGUUCGACCCUGCUACUGGAGCACUACGCACUGUCACUGUCCCCUUCCAUCUGGCCCUCAGGUGACUUCUCACACUAACACACACACACACACACACUUCGUAGUACAGUUGGGACAUCUUGGGAAUAUCAGGAGUACAAUUAUUGGAUUGUGAACGAUUCUACACAUACACAGCCUGUGUAGUUUUGCCAAAGGGAUGUAAUGAUUAUGUUCCCUGUGUCAGUGAUAAGAAGAGUGAGAGGGCGAAGGACAUGCACCUGCUGAAGAGACUGACCACACUAUUGAAGAGCAGAGAGGUGGAACCAGGUAUGACAGAAAUGGAGGGAGAAAUGAAGCGAUGGAAGGAUAUCCUUUCCAGAAGUAUUUGAACAGGGCAAACGAGAAGAGCUCUUUCCUACCUUUGACCUUCUCUCCACAGAUAUCCUGGAGAGCGAGGCCCAGAGUGUACUGCUGGACAUCAAACACCCUGCCGUUAAGAAACAGGUCAACACACACACACACAUGCAUACAGUGCCUUGCAAAAGUAUUUUGUUGCAUUACAACCUGUAAUUUAAAUGGAUUUUUAUUUGCAUUUCAUGUAAUGGACAUACACAAAAGAGUCCAAAUUGUUGAAUUGGAAUGAAAAAAAUUACUGUAUUCACCCCCUUUGCUAUGAAGCCCCUAAAUAAGAUCUGGUGCAAUCAAUUACCUUCAGAAGUCACAUAAUUAGUUAGAUUGCACACAGGUGGACUUUAUUUAAGUGUCACAUGUUCUGAAAGGCCCCAGAGUCUGCAACACCACUAAGCAAGGGGCACCACCAAGCAAGCGGCUCUCCAAACAGGUCAGGGACAAAGUUGUGGAGAAGUACAGAUCAGGGUUGGGUUAUAAAAAAAAAAAAUAGCUGAAACUUUGAACAUCCCACGGAGCGCCAUUUAAAUCCAUUAUUAAAAAAUUGAAAGAAUAUGGCACCACAACAAACCUGCCAAGAGAGGGCCGCCUACCAAAACUCACAGACCAGGCAAGGAGGGCAUUAAUCAGAGGCAACAAAGAGACCAAAGAUAACCCUCAAGGAGCUGCAAAGCUCCACAGUGGAGAUUGGAGUAUCUGUCCAUAGGACCACUUUAAGCCGUACACUCCACAGAGCUGGGCUUUACGGAAGAGUGGGCAGAAAAAAGCCAUGGCUUAAAGAAAAAAAUAAGCAAACACGUUUGGUGUUUGCCAAAAGGGGGAGACUCCUCAAACAUAUGGAAGAAGGUACUCUGGUCAGAUGAGACUAAAAUUGAGCUUUUUGGCCAUCAAGGAAAACGCUAUGUCUGGCGCAAACCCAACACCUCUCAUCACCCCGAGAACACCAUCCCCACAGUGAAGCAUGGUGGUGGCAGCAUCAUGCUGUGGGGAUGUUUUUCGGCAGGGACUGGGAAACUGGUCAGAAUUGAAGGAAUGAUGGAUGGCGCUAAAUACAGGGAAAUUCUUGAGGGAAACCUGUUUCAGUCUUCCAGAGAUUUGAGACUGAGACGGAGGUUCACCUUCCAGCAGGACAAUGACCUUAAGCAUACUGCUAAAGUAACACACGAGUGGUUUAAGGGGAAACAUUUAAAUGUCUUGGAAUGGCCUAGUCAAAGCCCAGACCUCAAUCCAAUUGAUAAUCUGUGGUAUGACUUAAAGAUUGCUGUACACCAGCGGAACUCAUCCAACUUGAAGGAGCUGGAGCAGUUUUGCCUUGAAGAAUGGGCAAAAGUCCCAGUGGCCAGAUGUGCCAAGCUUAUAGAGACAUACCCCAAGAGACUUGCAGCUGUAAUUGCUGCAAAAGGUGGCUCUACAAAGUAGUGACUUUGGGGGGAUGAAUAGUUAUGCACGCUCAAGUUCUGUUUUUUGUCUUAUUUCUUGUUUGUUUCACAAUAAAAAAUAUUUUGCAUCUUCAAAGUGGUAGGCAUGUUGUGUUAGUCAAAUGAUACAAACCAGGCAACAGAAUAGGAAAAAUGCCAAGGGGGUGAAUACUUUUGCAAGCCACAUAGUGGGGUCAGCACACCCAGGGAAUGUGGUGUACUACUACUUACUGCCCUAUGUCCUGCCCUUUAGGCCCUGGAGUCUCUGCUAGCCAAUAAGAAUGCUCCAGUGUCCUGUCUGACCAACAUCACCCGAGUCUUACUGGCCAGUCUCAAAGGGCAAGGUACCGUGUAUUCUGGAUAUCUAUUGAUAAUUAAUAUCAAAACCAUGUACAUGUUUGUGUACAAAUAUGUGUCUUAAUGCCUCUGUGUGUGUCUUAAUGCCUGUGUGUGUGGGUUAAUGCCUCUGUGUGUGGGUUAAUGGCUGUGUGUGUGGGUUAAUGCCUCUGUGUGUGUCUUAAUGCCUCUGUGUGUGGGUUAAUGCCUGUGUGUGUGGGUUAAUGCCUGUGUGUGUGGGUUAAUGCCUCUGUGUGUGGGUUAAUGCCUGUGUGUGUGUCUUAAUGCCUCUGUGUGUGGGUUAAUGCCUGUGUGUGUGGGUUAAUGCCUCUGUGUGUGGGUUAAUGCCUGUGUGUGUUGCCUGUGUGUGUUGUCCCUCCAGACCCUGAGGCGGUAGAUGAGGUGUUUUUCCAGUUGUGUUCCUCCCAGCUGAAACUGCUGCAGCUCUACACAGACAUCCAACAGCUCCACUCUCCUGGGGAGGCCACCACAGACACACACACUGAACCUGUGAGUAUAACAAACACUAAACAGACACACACACACACACACAGACUUGGUGAACCUGGUUGUACAGCAGUCUGACACUGAAUUAACUAGCUACAUUCAGAGCAGUUAACGGCAGGCCAAUGCUGAGUUGCCAACAACACUCACCAAUUUGGAAUCUUAAACCACUCUUCUUUUUUUUCUCUCGUUCCACAUCCUCCUUUCUAGACGGAUGUUGCAGGUAUAGAGGAGGAGCUGGCCCGUGUCUACCCUACCCUGCAGCGCUACACAGAGCUCACGUCCGGCUCCUGCCCCUCCGUCUCAUUCGCCCAGGACUCCCCCGACGCAUCACUUCCUGUCCGGAGCUUCCUGUCCCAGAUGGAGUGUGAGGGAGAGGAGAUCAGGGUAGUGCCAGGGGCCGACGGCGACUGGACACAGCUGGGUAGAAUGAACACACACACAACACACAAAGACACACACACACACACACACGAUUACCAAUAAGUGUGUUAGAGGUUAGUCUGUGUGUGUGUUGUUUUUUCCCCUGUAGGGAGCUUUCUGUUCUGGGGCUGUCUGACAGGAGAGAGCCCUCUACAGAAAGUCUGUAACACACUGCAGGAGACCGGCAUCAGCCCACAGCAACUACUGGUGAGGAGAGGAGGGAGGGAGGGAGGGAGGGAGGGAGGGAGGGAGGGAGGGAGGGAGGGAGGGGAGGGAGGGUGAGGUGGUGGAGGAAUGAGAGGAAGCCGAUUCAAGGAAGGGUUGAUUUGGGUAUGGGAGGAAGAAUAGACCGUUUUGAAAUAGAAUUAAAUGUAACUCAUGCAUGUUGUCUGUCCGUGUGUGUGUCUCUGUCCGUGUGUGUGUCUGUCCGUGUGUGUCUGUCCGUGUGUGUGUGUGUGUGUGUGUGUGUUUUCCUUCAGUCUUUGCUGCUGACUGUAUGGCUGCACAGAGAGAAGGAAGUAUUGAAGAAACCAGAGGCUGUCAGACACCUACACACAUUGCUCACUGCCCUCAGCUCCAUGAAAGGUGUGUGAGCACAUCUUAUUUCCAAUGUGGUCUGUGCUGUGAUGACAUUGAGUUAGCAGUUGGCUUGUGGUUAGAUGGUAGGUGGGUAGACUCCCAUUGACUUCUGUAGACGUCUGUGUUUCUUCCUCCUCUCCGUAGGUGCGGUGGAGGAGUCGUGGGACAUGCAGUGUGUCUCCCCCUGGUGGCAGCAGGUGCGGUCUGCGUGUGUCCAGUCCCACAGUGCUGCUGCCGCCCUGUUGGCUGCAAUAGUGGCUCAAUGCGCUGCUAAGGCUAACAUCACCAGCCUGGCCGAAACCAAGGUCACACACACAAACACACACACACCACACAUCACAUACACAUAUAAUCAGAUAGCUCUGGCAAAGAAAAGGGUGAACACACACACACUGAUAUGUGUGCUUCGUCACUGAUUCUUUGUGUGUGUGUGUGUAUCAGUUCCAGUCGGAGUGGGAGGCGGUGUCGUUGGAGCUGGAACAGUGGGCGGUGUGUGUGAGACAGCUGGAGGACGUGUUGUCCCUGCAGACGCUGCUGUGUGUGCCUCCUCCUCAGGGAACACCAGGGGGCGCCACACCACACUGCUCAGUCAAAGCCCUGCUGGAGGGGGGCCGAGGUACUGGAUACAUACUAUGAGAAAUAAAAAGUCCAUAAUCCCUGAAGGAAUCUCAGAUCUGAGAGGGUUGGGAUUGGUGAGAGUGAUGAAGUGAAACUUUGCUUUCACCAAUACAAUUCACAUAUACAGUUGAUCAGUGAUUACCUACGCGCUCUCUCUCCCCUUCAUUCACUCUCAGGUGGUAUAGCAGACAGUGUGGCUAAGUGGGUGUUCAGGCAGGACUUGGCCCCUGAGCGGCUGAAGUACAUGCUGCAGAGGAGCGGGGAGGCCAAGAGCAUGGAACAGCCCAACCAGCCAGAGCAGGGGGAGGGAGGGAAGAGGCAGAAGGAUGUAGACUUUAACAGGGCAUCAGGUGAGUGGGUACUCCUGUGGUCACUAACCUGAUUCCCCCAUAGGGAAAUGUGUUUGUUGUUGUUGUUGUUGUUGUAUUAAAGUGUGUGUUCCUCCAGAGCUGCUGGUGUCUGUGUGCCAGCGUUUCCCAGACUCCCUCUCUCCUGACCUGCUGUUUGCCCACUGCUGCUGGGAGUACGUGGUGCAGUGGAACAAAGACCCAGAGGUGGGGCUCCAUACAGUACCGGCACACAGACCUUCACAUCUAUACACAUCUAUACACACACACUCUCAUCCUUACACACCUAGACACACACACUUACAUCCAUACACAACUAUGCACACACACAGACACGCACAUCCAUACAUCGGGUGGGUCUAAUCCUGAAUGGUGAUUGGUUAAAACCGCAUUCCAGCCAGAGUCUAUUCCACAAGUUACAACAGGCUAAAUCUAUGAUGUUAAAAUGCCUAUUUCAAAUCAAAUCAAAUUUGAUUUGUCACAUGCGCCGAAUACAACAGGUGUAGACCUUACCGUGAAAUGCUUACUUACAAGCCCUUAACCAACAAUGCAGUUCAAGAAAUAGAGUUAAGAAAAUAUGUACUAAAUAAACGAAAGUAAAAAAAAUUAAAUAAAAAGUAACACAAUAAAAUAACAUUAGCUCUAGCCUUUGGCUUCUGGUUGGGAUAUGUACGUACGGUCACCGUGGGGACGACAUCGUUGAUGCACUUAUUGAUUUACUCUGUUCCAUCUGACUGCACAAUCCACUGUCUCAUCAGCCCAGCAAUGUAUAAACUUGGUCUCUACUAUAAAAAGCAUCUAGACAUUAUCUCACAUUUCUUUUAGACUAACAUUUUGUUUUCAACAGCAGAGAUUUGUAUAAACCUUGCUGUCUGUCUUUCCGACAUUUGCAACAUUGUUUCAAUAUUCAAAUUUGAUGUCCAGCUGUCACAUAGUAAUGAACGUGUCGGGAGGAGACAGACAGGCAGGCAGCUUUUCUCAGCCAGUCGAAAUCAUGAAUCAUGAAAUCGCGCAUCAUUAGCUCACUGUUAUGGAUAUAUCCAAAUAAAUGGCACUAGAUAACAGCUUAAACAAAUGCAAAUGCAGUUACUUUGUUGUUAAUCUGGGUGUACUGUUUGACGUGACUGUAAAUUAGCCGUAGUUGACUAGCUAGCAAGCAAGGGAUAAGAACGUUGGCAGCUAGUAUGGCAAUAUAACAUUUAGAAUGAAAGACUGGGUUGCAUCCAUAGAUACGGAACAAAAAGACUUAACGACUGUGUCACGUCUCUGGCAACCGAACCGAUAGAACGAACGACCAGCCGGCUUGGGUAACAACCCUAGAUUUGUGUCAGGACUAUAUCUCGUGGAAGGAUGAAAUAGUAAUGAAAAUAUGUCAAUCAUUAUUUGAAUAUGUUGGUAACCUAGUGUAUAAAAGUGACAAUGCCCCUGAAGCCAGUGUUUGGAGGACUUCGUCUUGGGCCUAACAACACCUAUGCCAAUAUAUCCACCAAACACCGGCUUCUCUGGCAUUAUCACUUAACUAUAUACCGACAGGUUGAGGUGUACAAUUAAAUGUUUUGUUGUCUCUCGCUCUCUCUCUGUAGGAGGGAAGGUUUCUGUGUUGGGCGGUGGAACACCUGAAGCUAGUCUCAAGUCCUCACAUCCAACUGGGUGAGACUAUACUUCAUCUUAUGCAAUAUUCACUCAGUGUGUCUUCAGUGUGUCCCUUCGUUUGUGCUAUAAGAUGACUCUCUUUCUCCUGCAGGCAUCUGUUCAAUGAUGUGGAACACGUUCAUCGUUAAACGUUUCUCAGCUGCUGCUUUCCUUAUGGAGAAGGUGAACAGAAUAUUAGGGAUGUGCAUCUUUCCCUUUCAACACGAUUCAAUAUGUAUCUAGAUACAUGGGCUCCGAUACGAUACAGGAACGAUACGUUUUAGUUUGAAAUGAAUCAAUGCGAUUCGGUUCGAUAUGAUUCGAGGCACUAACAUUUGUUGCAUAAACAUUAAAUUUUCCAGUCUAAAUUAAAAUCUGCUGCUGAUGGAUCUCAUGAGCUGGGCCUCUGAGCUGGAUCUGUCUGAGCUGACUUCUCUCUCUCUUUGUGUGUGUGUGUGUAAAUUAUGAACAAAACUAUAAACGCAACAUGCAACAAAGACUUUACUGAGUUACAGUUCAUAUAAGGAAAUCAGUCAAUGGAAAUAAAUAAAUUAGGCCCUAAUCUAUGGAUUUCUCAUGACUGGGAAUACAGAUAUGCAUCUGUUUGUCACAGAUACACUACAUGACCAAAAGUACACCACCUCGUCGAACAUCUCAUUCCAAAAUCACGGGCAUUAAUAUGGAGUUGGUCCCCACUUUGCUGCUAUAACAACCUCCACUCUUCUGGGAGGGUUUCCCACUAGAUGUUGGAACAUUGAUGCGGGGACUUGCUUCCAUUCAGCCAUAAGAGCAUUAGUGAGGUCAGGCACUGAUGUUGGGCGAUUAGGCCUGGCUCGCAGUCGGCGUUCCAAUUCAUCCCAAAGGUGUUCGAUGGAGUUGAGGUCAGGGCUCUGUGCAGGCCAGACAAAUUCUUCCACACCGAUCUUGACAAACAAUUUCGGUAUGGACCUCGCUUUCUGCACGGGGGCAUUGUCAUGCUGAAACAGGAAAGGGCCUUCCCCAAACUUUGUGCCACUGUAGUGUUAAGAUUUCACUUCACUGGGACUAAGGGGCCUAGCCCGAACCAUGAAAAACAGCCCCAGACCAUUAUUCCUCCUCCACCAAACUUUACAGUUGGCACUAUGCAUUUGGGCAGGUAGUGUUCUUCUGGCAUCCGCCAAACCCAGAUUAGUCCAUCGGACUGCCAGAUGGUGAAGCGUGAUUCAUCACUCCAGAGAACUCGUUUCCACUGCUCCAGAGUCCAAUUGUGGCAAGCUUUACACCACUCCAGCCGAAGCUUGGCAUUGCACAUGGUAGUCUUAGGCUUGUGUGCGGCUGCUCGGCCAUGGAAACCCAUUUCAUGAAGCCCCUGACAAAUAGUUAUUAUGCUGACAUUGCUUCCAGAGGCAGUUUGGAAGUCAGCAGUCGGCGGUCCCAUUCUGUGAGCUUGUGUGGCCUACCAAUUCGCGGCUGAGCCGUUGUUGCUCCUAGAUGUUUCCACUUCACAAUAACAGCACUUACAGUUGACCGGGGCAGCUCUAGCAGGGCAGAAAUUUGAUGAACUAGAAAGGUAGCAUCCUAUGAUGAUGUCACGUUGAAAAGUCACUGAGCUCUUCAGUAAGGCCGUUCUAUUGCCAAUGUUUGUCUUUGGAGAUUGCAUGGCUGUGUCCUUGAUUUUAUACACCUGUCAGCAACGGGUGUGGCUGAAAUGGCCUAAUCCAAUCAUUUGAAGGGGUGUCCACAUACUUUGUAUAUAUAUAGUGUACAUAAAAAUAAAGUUAGGGCCGUGGAUCAGAAAAUCAGUCAGUAUCUGGUGUGACCACCAUUUGCUUCAUGUGGCGCAACACAUCUCCUUCGCAUAGAGUUGAUCAGGCUUUUGAUUGUGGCCUGUGGAAUUUUGUCCCACUCCUCUUCGAUGGCUGUGCGAAGUUUCUGGAUGUUGGCGGGAACUGGAACACGCUGUCGUACAUAUCAAAUCAGAGCAUCCCAAACAUGCUCAUUUUCAGCUUCCAAGACCUGUGUACAGAUCCUUGCGACAUGGGACCAUGCAUGAGGUGAUGUCAGCGGAUGAAUGGCACAACAAUGGGCCUCAACUCAUCAUGGUAUCUCUGUCCAUUCAAAUUGACAUCGAUAAAAUGCAAUUGUGUUCGUUGUCCGUAGCUUAUGCCUGCCCAUACCAUAACCCCAUUGACACCAUGGGGCACUCUGUUCACAACGUUGACAUCAGUAAACUGCUCACCCACACAACUGCCAUCUGCCCGGUACAGUUGAAUCCGGGAUUUAUUUUUAUUUUUGAUUUAACUAGGCAAGUCAGUUAAGAACAAAUUCUUAUUUACAACGACGGCCUACACCGGCCAAACCCGGACGACGCUGAGCCUAUUGUGCGCUGCCCUAUGGGACUCCCAAUCACGGCCGGUUGUGAUACAGCCUGGAAUUGAACCAGGGAGUCUGUAGUGAUGCCUCAAGCACUGCGACGCAGUGCCUUAGACCGCUGCGCCACUCGGGAGCCCAAUUAAUCCGUGAAGAGCUUUUCAGUGUGCCAGUGGCCAUCGAAGGGGAGCAUUUGUCCACUGAAGUCGGUUACGACGACAAACUGCAAUCAGGUCAAGACCCUGGUGAGGACUAUGAGCACGCACAUGAUUCUUCAGUUGUGCAAACCCACAGUUUCAUCAGCUGUCUGGGUGGCUGGCCUCAAACGAAGAAGCCGGACGUGGAGGUCCUGGGCUGGCAUGGUUACACGUGUCUGCGGUUGUGAGCCCGGUUGGACGUAUUACCAAAUUCUGUAAAAUGAUGUUGGAGGUGGCUUAUGGUAGAGAAAUUAACAUUACAUUCUGGUGGACGGACAUUCCUGCAGUCAGCAUGCCAAUUGCAUCUGUGACAUUGUGUUGUGUGACAAAACUGCACAUUUUAAAGUGGCCUUUUGUUGCACCUGUGUAAUGAUAAUUUUGUUUAAUCAGCUUCUUGAUAUGCCACACCUGUCAGGUGGAUGGAUUAUCUUGGCAAAGGAGAUAUGCUCAUUAACAGGGAGGUAAAUUUGUGCACAACAAUUGAGAAAAAUAAGCUUUGUUUGUGUAUGAAACAUUUCUGGGAUCUUUUAUUUCAGCUCAUCGGACCAACACUUUACAUGUUGCGUAUAUAUUUUUGUUCAGUAUAUACAGUAUGUCUGGUGUACAGUGAGGGGAAAAAAGUAUUUGAUCCCCUGCUGAUUUUGUACGUUUGCCCACUGACAAAGAAAUUAUCAGUCUAUCAUUUUAAUGGUAGGUUUAUUAUAAAAGACACCUGUCCACAGAAGCAAUCAAUCAAUCAGAUUCCAAACUCUCCACCAUGGCCAAGACCAAAGAGCUCUCCAAGGAUGUCAGGGACAAGAUUGUAGACCAUCGCCAAGCAGCUUGGUGAGAAGGUGACAACAGUUGGUGCGAUUAUUCGCAAAUGGAAGAAACACAAAAUAACUGUCAAUCUCCCUCGGCCUGGGGCUCCAUGCAAGAUCUCACCUCGUGGAGUUGCAAUGAUCAUGAGAACGGUGAGGAAUCAGCCCAGAACUACACGGGAGGAUCUUGUCAAUGAUCUCAAGGCAGCUGGGACCAUAGUCACCAAGAAAACAAUUGGUAACACACUACUCCGUGAAGGACUGAAAUCCUGCAGCGCCCACAAGGUCCCCCUGCUCAAGAAAGCACAUAUACAGGCCCGUCUGAAGUUUGCCAAUGAACAUCUGAAUGAUUCAGAGGAGAACUGGGUGAAAGUGUUGUGGUCAGAUGAGACCAAAAUCGAGGUCUUUGGCAUCAACUCAACUCGCCGUGUUUGGAGGAGGAGGAAUGCUGCCUAUGACCCCAAGAACACCAUCCCCACCAUCAAACAUGGAGGUGGAAACAUUAUUCUUUGGGGGUGUUUUUCUGCUAAGGGGACAGGACAACUUCACCGCAUCAAAGGGACGAUGGACGGGGCCAUGUACCGUCAAAUCUUGGGUGAGAACCUCCUUCCCUCAGCCAGGGCAUUGAAAAUGGGUUGUGGAUGGGUAUUCCAGCAUGACAAUGACCCAAAACACACGGCCAAGGCAACAAAGGAGUGGCUCAAGAAGAAGCACAUUAAGGUCCUGGAGUGGCCUAGCCAGUCUCCAGACCUUAAUCCCAUAGAAAAUCUGUGGAGGGAGCUGAAGGUUUGAAUUGCCAAACGUCAGCCUCGAAACCUUAAUGACUUGGAGAAGAUCUGCAAAGAGGAGUGGGACAAAAUCCCUCCUGAGAUGUGUGCAAACCUGGUGGCCAACUACAAGAAACGUCUGACCUCUGAUUGCCAACAAGGGUUUUGCCACCAAGUACUAAGUCAUGUUUUGCAGAGAGGUCAAAUACUUAUUUCCCUCAUUAAAAUGCAAAUCAAUUUAUAAACAUUUUGACAUGCGUUUUUCUGGAUUUUUUUGUUGUUAUUCUGUCUCUCACUGUUCAAAUAAACCUACCAUUAAAAUUAUAGACUGAUCAUGUCUUUGUCAGUGGGCAAACGUACAAAAUCACCAGGGGAUCAAAUCCUUUUUUCCCUCACUGUAUGUAGGCAUCUGAGCUAAGCCAUGAAGGAGACUGGGCAUCUACCAUCCCACUAUCAGAUAAGGGGGGGCAAUGUUUGCUUUUUGAUCUGAAUUCACCAUCACCCACUAAUUAAUUUGUAAUUUUUGCAGAUUCAAAGUGUUUGAGCGAGUAAUGUAUCAAUAUUCAUCUUUAAAAUGAAUAAAUAGCAUAACUUUUUGGAUUUCACCCCGUCUCCAAAUCGAAUGGUUUAGACCGUUUUGGAAGUUUUUAUGGAGUUACUUUUUUCUCAUCCUGCUUCACCCAUGCAGUGCAAGUAGCAAAAAUGAUUUCAGUCCUCGUUAUGAAAUUAUCAUCUUUACCCUGUAUAUCUAAAAAUGACCAUAUACACUGUUUUAAAGCAAAACUACACAAACUAUUGCUGAACCUGAACAAUCAAAAUAAAAUCUAAUGUAGCCUACGCCCCAACCAGCAAGUAGGCUAUAGCCAGAUUACUAGACUAAACUCCACUCUAUUGUGAAGGAAGUUUCUGAUGACUCACCAACCCGAGUGGAGCAGAGCCCAGGUGUUGUGGAAUCUAGCUCCGACUACAUUGAUUCACCCAAGGUCAAUACUUCAAAGAAAUGUAAAUUAUGAAACGUCUACCUUGUAUCUGUGUUUGUCCUCUGUAGUUACCUGUCUUUCUUUGUUUGCCAAAAUCCAUACUUUUUCAAUAAACUUUCAUCAAAAACAACCACUGACUGUUUGCUCAUUGCUGUUGCUCUAAGAUGGCAACUCAGCGCAUGUGCCAAUUGAAUCUCAACAAGGAAAAAGUCGGUGGUUGUAUUUAAUUAACGUUUAUUGAACAUGUAUGUAUUUCAGCAAACAAAGAAAGGCAAACAUAGGUACAAGGUACGCGAUCGAUAAUUACAUUUAUUUGAAGUAUUGACCUUGGGCGAAUCGAUGUAGUUGGUGCUAGGUUCCACAAAGCCUGGUCUCUGCUCCACUCCGUUUGUGGAGUCAUCAGAAUCUUCCUUCACCAAGGAGUGUGAGUUUAGUCCACAAAGCCAGAUCAGAGUUGUCUCCAGCGGUAGUUUAGGCUACUUUAAUCCGGUAAAACAAACUUUUCAACAGCGCCUUUGAUAACAAUAACCUUGAAAUUACAUUGGUUGAACUUGUUACUGAACUAAUAAAGCCUAAUAUUGCGCAAGCCAUUUUACAAACAUUUGAGUGCUGAACACAGCUUGACAAUGCACAGCUUGACUAGGCUACUGAUAUUGCCUGGAGUUGUUGACUUGUUGAUCAAUGACUGUCAACACAGUUACACGCUCGACACUGAAGGAGAGGUAGAAAUAAAGUAAUAUGAGCCAAAAAUGUUAGUGAACCGGAGAUUCGUAACGUUUGAAUCAAUUUUCUGACUGAUUCACGCUACAUUUGGAUCGGUUUGGGGUCCCGCGGACCGAUACAGUCUUAUCUUAAACAUUUGAACCGGGGACCUUUGAAUAUUGGUGAAUCGUUACAUCCCUACAGAAUAUGUUCAUCAGAACUCUCUCACAUACAAACAUAUUCUAUAGGGAUGUAACGAUUCACCGAUACGCAUCGGUCCCCGGUGCGUCCUGAUCAUGAUUCUGAUCAUGAUUCUCUUUAUAAUGCUCAAACUGAUCGUCUGUUUGUGUUUCCUCUUCACAGGUGGGGAAGGCCCCUAAGGACCGCCUGUGUCGACGGGUGAGCAGCCCUGCCCUAUUCAGCCUUACAGCUACAUGUCUGCCUCUCUGAUUGGGACUUUGUUUUGGCUGUGAAUAGAUGUGUACAUAACGGUAUAUAACGUCUAUCUGUGUAUGUAUUCAGGAUGUGGGAAUGGGAGACUGCGCCAUGACAUCAUUCCUGGGUUCCUGUGUUCAGCUGCUACAGAUUCUGAUGGAGGUACGGAUCAAAAAAGAUGGAUGGAUGCAUACGGUUGGGCAGAUUAAAAUGUUUCCCUGCGCUGUAGCACAGGUAAAAAGCAUGUGCUGCAUGCAAAGUGGAUAUAAGUGCACGUCACCAUGCAAGAGAGUUUGUCACAGUAACGAUGUACCAUUACUGCAGCACAGGGAUUUUGAAAAAUAACUUUUGAACUAAAGCAUCUGUAGAUGCACAGAUAGACUGCACUUUGGUUGAUUUUAUAGUGAUACUGGCAAGUGAGGCUGGUCCUUGGUUACUCUGAACCCCUCUCCCCCUCUCCUCCAGGCAGACUCGGGGGUAGAAGAGGUGAAUCCUCCAGAGCUGUGUGUGGAGGAGGUGUGGGGGAGAGCAGAGGGACCUGCCUCCAUAGCAGAGUUAGCCCUGGAGCAGAAGGGAGUUCACUACCCCCUUGUACAACACCACUGUCUCCUGGCCUCUCUACUCCACACUGCUAUGACCUUCAGUCUCAGGGUCAAACCACUCAGCCUGUUCGACAGCAAGGUGAGACAAGCACGUGGCAUAAACCAAAGAGUACACACAUGCAUAACACCUACAGCAGGGUUUCCCAACCCUCUCCUCUGACCCCACCCAGACGUUUCACAUGUUUGUUUUAACCCUAAACUGGCACACCUGAUUCAAUUAGUCACAGGCUUGAUGAUUAGUUUACUAAUUGAAUCAGGGGUGCCAGUUUAGGGUUAAAACAAAAAUUUGAAACGUCUGGGGGGGCCCGAGGAAAGGGUUGGGAAACACUGACCUACACUAUACUCACUGCAAGUCUUUCCUUCUUCCAGGGUAAGAAUGCCUUCUUCAGAGAGCUGUCGUCCAUCCAGCUGAUGCCCAGUGGAGACAUGGACCAUGGCCUGGUCUCCCUCAGACAGGAGUUUCUGCUCAGGGUGUUGACAGGCUGGGUGACGACCCAGAGGGAGGCGGGGAGAGGCUCCUGCAUCCACUCGGCCGGGCCCUGGGUCUGGGUCAGGGGACAAGACGUGGCCCUCUCUGUGUCUGGACCUGGGGCUCCUGCUGCAGGUCAACCCAGACCUCCUGCGCAGACAUCUGGUGUGUGAGCUGUACAACCAGGGCCUGGACCCCCGGGCAGAGCAGGUAGGUAGUCAUAAACACCAACAAGUCCCUCAAUACACAUCUGCUGGUAACUGGAUAGAAACUGAUAUGAACACAUACUAACACAUAUAACAUACACUCACGGGCCGGUUUAUUAGGUACACCCAUCUACUAACGGGUCGGAACCCUCUUUUCCUUCAGAACAGACUGAAUUCUUCGGGGCAUUCUACAAGGUGUUGGAAAUGUUCCACAUGGAUUUUGGUCCAUGCUGACGCAAUGGCAUCACGCAGUUGCUGCAGAUUGGACGGUGGUACAUUCAUGCUGCGAACAGCCCAUUCCAUCUCAUCCCAAAGAUGCUCUAUUGGGUUGAGGUCUGGGGACUGUGCAGGCCACUCAAGUAAACUGAACUCGCUGUCAUAUUCCAGGCAAUGUUUUUCCACUCCUCAAUUUUCCUUUUCCAUUUUAGUCAUUUAGCAGACGCUCUUAUCCAGAGCGACUUACAGGAGCAAUUAGGGUUAAGUGCCUUGCUCAAGGGCACAUCGACAGAUUUUUCACCUAGUCGGCUCGGGGAUUAGAACCAGCGACCUUUCGUUACUGGCACAACGCUCUUAACCACUAAGCUACCUGCCGUCCAGUGUUGGUGAUCGAAUGUCCACUGGAGCCGCUUCUUCUUGAUUUUAGCUUAUAGGAGUGGAACCUGGUGUGGUUGUCUGCUGCAAUAGCCCAUCCGUGAAAAGGAUUGAGGAGUUGUGCGUUCCGAUGCCGUUCUGCACUCCACUGAUGUACUGCGCAGUUAUUUGUCUGUUUGUGGCCCGCCAGCUUGCACGGUUCUUGCCAUUCUCCUUCGAUCUCUCUCAUCAACAAGCUGUUUUCACCCAAAGGACUGCUGCUGACUGGAUUUUUUUUGUCUGUCGCACCAUUCGCGGUAAACCUGGGCGGCCGUUUCUGAGAUACUGGAUUCGGCAUGCCUGACACUGACGAUCAUACCAUGCUCAAAGCCGCUUAGGUCACUCGUUUUGUCCAUUCUAACGUUCAAUAGAACAGUAACUGAAUGACUCGAUGCCUGUCUGCCUGCUUUAUAUAACAAGCCACGGCCACGUGACUCACUGUCUGUAGGAGCGAUCCAUUUUCGUGAACAGGUGGUAUACCUAAUAAAACUAUCCGAUGUGUACAGUGUAUUCGGAAAGUAUUCAGACCCCUUACCCGUUUCCACAUUUUGUUACAUUACAGCCUUAUUCUAAAAUUGAUUAAAUUGUUUUUUCCCCUCAUCAAUACCCCAUAAUGACAAAGCAAAAACAGUUUUUUAGAAAUUGUUGCUAAUUUAUAAAAAAUUAAACUGAAGUAUGACAUUUACAUAAGUAUUCAGACCCUUUACUCAGUACUUUGUUGAAGCACCUUUGGCAGCGAUUACAGCAUCAAGUCUUCUUGGGUAUGACGCUACAAGCUCUGUCAGAGUAACCAUCAGGUUCUUGGUCACCUCCCUGACCAAGGCCCUUCUCCCCCAAUUGUUCAGUUUGGCAGGGCGGCCAGCUCUAGGAAGAGGCUUGGUGGUUCCAAACUUCUUCCAUUUAAGAAUGAUGGAGACCACUGUGUUCUUGGGGACCUUCAAUGCUGCAGAAAUGUUUUGGUACCCUUCCUACGAUCUGUGCCUCAACACAAUCCUGUCUCGGAGCUCUACGGACAAUUCAUUCGACCUCAUGGCUUGGUUUUUGCGCUGACAUGCACUGUCAACUGUGGGACCUUUAUAUACAUUUACAUUUACGUCAUUUAGCAGACAUAUAGACAGGUGUGUGCCUUUCCAAAUCAUGUCCAAUCAAUUGAAUUUACCACAGGUGGACUCUAAUCAAGUUGUAGAAACAUCUCAAGGAUGAUCAAUGGAAACAGGAUGCACCUGAGCUCAACUUCGAGUCUCAUAGCAAAGGGUCUGAAUACUUAUGUAAAUAAGGUAUCUGUUUUUGUUUUUUUAUAAAUUGGCUAAAAUUUCGAAAAACCCUGUUUUUGCUUUGUCAUUUUGGGGUAUUGUGUGUAGAUUGCUGAGGAAUUUUAUUAAAAUUUAAUCCAUUUUAGAGUAAGAAUAACGUAACAAAAUGUGGAAAAGGUCAAGGGGUCUGAAUACUUUCCGAAGGCACUGUACAUAUUCGUACACUCAUGUUACUUGUCAUAUUUAAUGACAAGUAACUUUAUACACACAAUGAAUAUGAUCACUCACACAAAAUACAUUAAGUAACUGAAGCCUGUGUGUGUGUUGUCAGGUGAUGUUGGAGGUGGAGGAUAAGGACGUGUUGGGUUCCCAGCUGUUGGUUCUAACAGGCCAGAGGCUUAGCUACUCCCUGCUCCACACCCAGACCCAGACCCAGCCCGCCAUGGAGCUGCUGGCACGCCUCCCCCCCACACUCUGCACCUGGCUCAAGGCUAUGGUGAGACCAAUCUCUGUGUUACCUUAUAACAUGUUAUAUCCACUGUAGAACACCUGGCUCAAGCUGCUUAAAAGCAUCUGUCUCAAGCCUAUAGCGAGAUUUACCAGCCACCUGAAUACACACUAUAACCACGUUAUGGCACCUUCAUAACACCUGUCUUAAGGCCAUGGUGAGACCAGCUAGUCUUCUGUGUCACCCUAUAACCAAUUAACAGCAUAUUGUGUAACUGUAAUUCAACCACCUAGUUUUGUGUGGGUUACUGAUGCUAUUCAUGUGUAUCUCUGUGUGUGUGUUGUCCCCAGGACCCCAGUGAGCUGGGGUGCCCGUCGGUGCCCCUGAGCCAGACCAGCAGGCUGGUGAGCCGCCUCAUAGAGAUUCUACCUGAGAACCACGGCCAGUACAACCUGGCACUACACCUACUGGAGGCUGUGGAGGACCUGCAGGGAGAGGACUGA
Molecule: messenger RNA, 34100 nt
Organism: Coregonus sp. 'balchen'
Lineage: Eukaryota; Metazoa; Chordata; Actinopteri; Salmoniformes; Salmonidae
Source: the annotation of a GenBank genome assembly